AGUCUCUUUUCUAUAAUACUAAGAUUUUCUUGACUUUUUUCUUUAUAUCAUAUUUUCUUCUUUUUUGUCUUAAUUAGUUCCAUCUUGUUCCUUACUUCAGCUUCCUAAAUCACAGGUUUUCAUUCUUCUUUCAUUUUUGUCUUGUUAUUUUCACUCUUCUUCUUAUCAGGUGUUAUUUUCAAUUGUAAACUAUCAGAAGAUUAUGAAUAUAACAAAUGUGAACGAGUAUGAAGCAAUUGCAAAGGAAAAGUUGUCAAAGGUGAUUUAUGACUACUAUGCAUCAGGGGCAGAGGAUCAAUGGACUUUGAAAGAGAACCGAAAUGCAUUCUCAAGGAUUCUGUUGAGGCCGCGAAUUCUCAUCGAUGUGAGCAAGAUAGACUUAACAACAACUGUAUUAGGCUUUAAAAUAUCAAUGCCUAUCAUGAUUGCUCCUACAGCCUUGCAAAAGAUGGCUCACCCUGAAGGAGAAUUUGCUACUGCUAGAGCGGCAUCAGCAGCUGACACAAUCAUGACAUUAUCCUCAUGGGCUACUUCCAGUAUUGAGGAAGUUGCUUCAACUGGACCUGGAAUUCGGUUCCUCCAACUCUACUUGUUUAAAGACAGAAAUAUGGUUAUUAAGCUUGUGAGAAGAGCUGCAAAUGCUGGUUUCAAGGCAAUUGUCCUUACUGCAGACUCUCCUGUUCUUGGUCGUAGAGAGGCCGGCAUAAAAAACAGAUUUACAUUGCCAUCAUAUGUGAGAUUGAAGAACUUUGAAGGCAUGGAUCUUGAAAACUCGGAUAAGACUAAAAGCUCUGGUCACAUCUCUACUGUUAAUGGCCUAUAUGAUCAAUCACUCACUUGGAAGGAUGUAAAGUGGCUUCAAACAAUCACAUCAUUGCCAAUCUUAGUGAAAGGUGUACUUACCGCGGAAGAUACUAGGUUAGCUAUACAAGCCGGAGUUGCGGGAAUCAUUGUUUCCAAUCACGGUGCUCGCCAACUUGACUAUGUUCCUGCAACUAUCAUGGCUGUGGAAGAGGUUGUUCAAGCUGCAGAAGGAAGAGUUCCUGUUUUUAUGGAUGGCGGAGUCCGCCGAGGGACUGAUGUAUUUAAAGCAUUGGCUCUUGGAGCAUCUGGUGUAUUUAUUGGAAGACCUGUGGUGUUCUCAUUGGCUGCUGAUGGUGAAGCUGGUGUAAGAAAAGUACUUAAGAUGCUUCAUGAUGAGCUUGAAAUAAUCAUGGCACUAUGUGGUUGCUGUUCACUUAAGGACAUAACUCGUGACCAUGUCGUGACAGAGUGGGAUCGCCCAAGAAUUGCUCCUAGGUUAUGAGGAGAUCAUCCUCCUCUCGAGUGUUGGAGCAUAUAUGAGGAAAGGGUACUCAUCAUACUACUAUAGGAAUUUAAUUUUAUAAUAUUAAUAAUACAUUCUUAUUAAAACGGGUUAUGCAUUUUUAUUGAAUAUCGUUGAUUUUAGAUUUGUGUAAAACUUAAUAUAGAUGAUCUAUAAUAUGUAAACUUUUAAUCCAACGGUGAAUUUUGUAAAAU
Molecule: messenger RNA, 1521 nt
Organism: Trifolium pratense (red clover)
Lineage: Eukaryota; Viridiplantae; Streptophyta; Magnoliopsida; Fabales; Fabaceae
Product: peroxisomal (S)-2-hydroxy-acid oxidase-like
Exons: 12
Coding region: 203-1306 (367 amino acids)
Cellular component (GO): peroxisome
Molecular function (GO): oxidoreductase activity; FMN binding
Source: RefSeq, a predicted model, not a curated record